GGCGGGACUGAAGAGUGACGCGACUGCCAUCGGGCGGAUCCCGUGAUGGCUGUCAGUGGCGCUGCUGCUGCGGUUGCUCUGUCACUCGCUGCACUCCCGGCAACUGCUUCAGGAGCCUUUCUCGGUCGCCGCAACAGCGCUACCAUGACCGACGACAAGUCCGCCGAGUCCGCCAACGAACAGUCAGGAUGGCUAUCUAGCUGGCUCCCUGCCUGGUGCCCUACAUCACUUGUACACCUUAAAGAUGCUGAAGAGAAAAUCUUGAAAUGUAUUACAAGUACUUACAGUAAACAAUAUGUAUACCUAUCCAAUGGAAAUAAAAUAUGGACACUUACAUUUUCUCAGAACCUUUCACAGAAAACUCCACUUGUUCUUCUUCAUGGGUUUGGAGGUGGUGUUGGACUUUGGGCUCUCAACUUCGAAGAUCUUUGUGAAAAUAGGACUGUAUAUGCAUUUGAUUUCUUGGGAUUUGGUCGCAGUAGUAGACCACAGUUUGACACUGAUGCAGAGGUGGCAGAAAAUCAAUUUGUAGAAUCUAUUGAAGAAUGGAGACGGAAAAUAGGAUUGGAUAGAAUGAUUUUACUUGGACACAACUUGGGUGGCUUCCUGGCAGCUGCUUACUCACUAAAAUACCCAUCAAGAGUAAAGCAUCUUCUGUUAGUGGAACCAUGGGGUUUUCCAGAAAGGCCUUCCAAUGCUGAGCAUGAGAGGACUAUUCCAAUAUGGAUCAAAGCACUUGGAGCUAUCUUGAGUCCAUUUAAUCCAUUAGCUGGUCUCAGAAUAGCUGGACCUUUUGGAUUGAGCCUGGUACAACGUAUAAGGCCAGACUUUAAGAGAAAGUAUUCAUCUAUGUUUGAUGAUGAUACAGUCACUGAAUAUAUUUAUCACUGUAAUGUGCAAUCACCAAGUGGUGAAACUGCUUUCAAGAACAUGACAGUUCCGUAUGGAUGGGCAAAAAGGCCAAUGCUGCAGAGAAUUGUUCAUAUGCAUCAAGACAUACCUAUCACUGUGAUUUAUGGAGCAAGGUCCUGUAUAGAUGGCAAUUCUGGAGCCACCAUCCAGUCCCUGCGACCAAAUUCUUAUGUGAAAACAAUAGCUAUCCUUGGUGCAGGUCAUUAUGUAUACGCGGAUCAACCUGAAGAUUUCAACCAGAAAAUAAAUGAGAUCUGCAAUUCUGUGGACUGAAAAGGUUUUGCUUUUUGAAAAAAGAGGCUGUAAAUAUAAAUCAAAGUAAUACUUUAUAGUAUAUUAUUAAAAAGUUAAGGAAAAGCUGAAAAAAUAACCAAUUUUCUAUGUACUCUUUCAUUUAAAAUAUUUUCUCACUUAAAACUAUGCAGUUCCUUUUAUUAUAAUGGGCAGAUUUAAAAAUAGUUGUACAUUUUAUUUUGAUUCUGUCUCUGUAUGUUUUGGGGAAACAUAUUUCAAUGUGUAUUAAAAUAUUUUAAAACUGGAAUUUUAAAAGUUAAGUUUUGCAAAAUUAUAACAUUUAAUUUGUAAGAAUUUCAAUAGCAAAAUUACAGUUUCGCUAUUUCUUGCAGUAUCCAUAUACUGCAGUCUUCAUAAAAAGAUGAAAAAAUUACUGAGGAUUGAAUCAGAAGAUUGCAUAUAGGAUGUUAUUUCAUUGAAUUUAUGUGGAAUUUGCCAAAAUAAUAUUAACAAGCACUCAGGAAAAAGACCACAAAUAGGAAGGGAAGUUGGGGGAAAAUUCUGUGGUUUUUUUUUUUUUUUGGCUCUUGUAAAUAUUGUUUUAACUGUGCUAAUGAUUGAAUGCUAAAUGUCCUAUGUUCUAAGGUAGUAAUACCUUAGGAUAUCUAAGUUCUAAGGUACCAAUAUUCUUCCACUUGUUUUUAAAGAGUUGCAUAAUAGAGUGGAUUUGAAAUUUUUGACACUGAUAAUUGCAAAAUAUAUUGAUGAGCUGAUUCUCAAUUUUUACAUGCAACUAAAAUUCAGUCAUAUAGACCAUGGAUAAAGUACUGUGGUAAUUAGUAUUUGGAUGAAUAUGUAUUUUCUUAUUUUUGGAAUGUUGAGCCAGACUAAUUGUAAAACAAUAUAAUCUUGUCAAAAUUAGGUAUCUUAGAAAAAGGUAUAUUUAAUUAAAUAAAAGAAAUGAAUCUGGAAAUGUUAUCUUACCUCAGAAUUUUAAAAAUAAAGUAUUUUAAUGCAGUAUUUUAAAGAGU
This is a messenger RNA of Pseudonaja textilis, 2177 nucleotides long. RefSeq names its product abhydrolase domain containing 5, lysophosphatidic acid acyltransferase (gene ABHD5). The record is from RefSeq and is a predicted model, not a curated record. Gene Ontology annotation, cellular component: lipid droplet; mitochondrion. Gene Ontology annotation, biological process: negative regulation of triglyceride storage; positive regulation of triglyceride catabolic process; lipid homeostasis. Gene Ontology annotation, molecular function: lysophosphatidic acid acyltransferase activity; carboxylic ester hydrolase activity. NCBI's taxonomy places the organism in Eukaryota, Metazoa, Chordata, Lepidosauria, Squamata, Elapidae.